AUGAAAAACCUGUGUGUUUUCACUCUUUCCUUUUUCCUCCUGGAGUUUUCUCUGAUCUCGUGCCACUUGACUGAACCCAUGUGCUUUUGGAGGAUAAAGAAUAAUGAAGAUAAUGAUGGAGAUUUGAGAAGUGACUGUGGGUUUUUCCUUGCAGCAGUUGAGGAACCUACUGACUACCCUUAUAAUAUCUCUGAUCUUAGUUUCAGAAUACCAGCAAGAAGAUAUGAGUUUUUCCUAGUACUGUUUUUUGCAACUGAUGAAAUCAACAAGAAUCCUUAUCUUUUACCCAACAUGUCUUUGAUAUUCCCCAUUAAUGAUGGUCAGUGUGAAAAAACAUUGGGAGAUCUGGAUAAAAUAUAUUCAGAAAAGAGCUAUACUGUGGAAUUUACUGAUUAUAUCUGUGCAUAUUUUGGAACCUGUUUCAUAGCCCUUAUAGGACCAUCAUGGAAAACAUCAAUAAAACUGUCAAUUAAUUCUNGGACACCAAGGGUUUUCUUUGGACCAUUUAAUCCUAAGCUGAGUGACCAUGACCAGUUUCCCUAUGUCCAUCAAGUAGCCACCAAGGACACACGUUUGUCUCAUGCAAUGGUCUCCUUGAUGCUUCAUUUUAGAUGGACUUGGAUAGGACUGGUCAUCUCAGAUGAUGACCAGAGUAUUCAGUUUCUAUCAGACAUGAGAGAAGAAAUGCAAAGACGUGGAAUCUGUUUAGCUUUUGUUAANAUGAUCCCAGAAGACAUGCAGUUAUAUAUGACAAGGGCUAAGAUAUAUGAUAAACAAAUUAUGGAAUCAACAGCAAAGGUUGUUAUCAUUUACGGUGAAAUGAACUCUACCUUAGAAGUUAGCUUUAGAAGGUGGGAAGAUUUAGGUGUAAGGAGAAUCUGGAUCACAACCUCACAAUGGGAUGUCAUCACAAAUAAAAAAGAUUUCAGCCUCGAUUUCUUCCAAGGGACUGUCACUUUUGCACACCAUGUACGUGAAAUUGCUAACUUUAGAAAUUUCUUGCAAACAAUGAACAGUGAAAAAUACACAGAAAACGUUUCUGAGUCUAGACUGGGGUGGAAUUAUUUUAAUUGUUCCAUCUCUAAGAACAGCAAUAAAAAGGAUCAUUUUACAUUCAACAACACAUUGGAAUGGACAACACUGCACAAAUAUGACAUUGUCCUAAGUGAGGAAGGCUACAAUUUGUAUAAUGCUGUGUAUGCUGUGGCCCACACCUACCAUGAACUCAUUCUUCAACAAGUAGAAUCUCAGCAAAUUACAGUGCCCAAAGGAACAUUCACUGACUGUCAGCAGGUGUCUUCCAUGCUGAAAUCCAGGAUAUUUACUAACCCUGUUGGAGAACUGGUGAACAUGAAGCAUAGGGAAAAUCAGUGUACAGANUAUGACAUUUUCAUCAUUUGGAAUUUUCCACAAGGCCUUGGAUUAAAAGUGAAAAUAGGAAGCUAUUUGCCUUGUUUCCAUCAGAGCCAACAACUUCAUAUAUCUGAUGAUUUGGAGUGGACAACAGGAGGAUCAUCAGUGGAUAUGGAACAGUGUGUGCGGUGUCCAGAUGAUAAGUAUGCCAACUUAGANAAAACCCACUGCCUCCAAAGAGCUGUGUCAUUCCUGGCUUANGAAGAUCCAUUGGGGAUGGCUCUAGGAUGCAUGGCCCUGUCCUUCUCUGCCCUCACAGUUCUAAUACUAGUCACUUUUGUGAAGUACAAGGAUACACCCAUUGUGAAGGCCAAUAACAGCAUUCUCAGCUACAUCCUGCUCAUCUCUCUAGUCUUCUGUUUUCUCUGCUCAUUGCUCUUCAUUGGACAUCCCAACCAGGCCACCUGUAUCCUGCAGCAGACCACAUUUGGAGUAUUUUUCACAGUGGCUAUUUCUACAGUGUUGGCUAAAACAAUAACUGUACUCAUGGCUUUCACGCUCACUACUCCAGGGAGAAGGAUGAGAGGGAUGCUGGCAUCAGGGGCACCUAACUUGGUCAUUCCCAUUUGUACCCUAAUCCAACUUGUUCUCUGUGGAAUCUGGUUAGGAACAUCUCCUCCCUUUAUUGACAGAGAUACGCAAUCUGAACAUGGAAAGACCAUCAUUAUUUGCAACAAAGGCUCAGUCAUUGCCUUCCACUUUGUUCUGGGAUACUUGGGUGCCUUGGCUCUGGGGAGCUUUACUGUGGCUUUCUUGGCUAGGAACCUUCCUGACAGAUUCAAUGAAGCCAAAUUCCUAACAUUCAGCAUGCUGGUGUUCUGCAGUGUCUGGAUCACCUUCCUCCCUGUCUACCACAGCACCAGGGGAACGGAUGGUGGUUGUGGAGGUUUUCUCCAUCUUAGCUUCUAG
Molecule: messenger RNA, 2322 nt
Organism: Mus caroli (Ryukyu mouse)
Lineage: Eukaryota; Metazoa; Chordata; Mammalia; Rodentia; Muridae
Source: RefSeq, a predicted model, not a curated record